CAGGAAACCUGCCCAAGGAGGGCAUGUUCACCAUCAAUUCCAUUGGCCGCCUGGGGAACCAGAUGGGCGAGUACGCCACCCUGUUCGCACUGGCCAGGAUGAACGGAAAGCCCGCAUUCAUCCCCGCGUCCAUGCACAGCACCCUGGCGCCCAUCUUCAGGAUCAGCCUCCCAGUGCUGCACAGCGACACCGACAAGAAGAUCCCGUGGCACAACUACCACCUGAACGACUGGAUGGAGGAGCGGUACCGCCACAUCCCGGGACGCUACGUGCGCCUCACAGGGUACCCGUGCUCCUGGACCUUCUACCACCACCUGCGCUCAGAGAUCCUGCAGGAGUUCACCCUGCACGAUCAUGUGCGUGAGGAGGCCCAGACCUUCCUGCGUGGCCUGCGGGUGAAUGGGGGCCAGCCGAGUACGUUUGUGGGUGUCCAUGUGCGCCGGGGGGACUAUGUGCAUGUCAUGCCCAACGUUUGGAAGGGCGUGGUGGCUGACCGGGGUUACUUGGAACAGGCCCUGGACAGGUUCCGGGCACGCUAUCCGUCUCCCGUCUUUGUAGUCACCAGUGACGACAUGGCCUGGUGCCGGAAGAGCAUCAGUAUCUCCCGAGGGGAUGUGUCAUUCGCUGGCAAUGGCCUUCAGGGGUCCCCUGCCAGGGACAUUGCGCUGCUCGUGCAGUGCAACCACACCAUCAUCACCGUGGGCACCUUUGGGAUCUGGGCCGCCUACCUCACAGGUGGGGAUACUGUCUACCUGGCUAACUUUACUCAGCCCAACUCCCCCUUCCACAUGGUUUUCAAGCCACAAGCAGCCUACCUCCCCAACUGGGUAGGCAUCGCUGCUGACCUGCACCGGCCCAGCAGAGGAACCUCUAGAGGUGCCUCAACUGGGCCCCCCAAGAGGCAUUGGAGGCUUGCUGCUUUGUACCCCCUCAGUUCCCACGUACAGUUCCAGCCCAGCCUCCCAUGUUUCACAGCAGAGAGAUUCUGGGUCAGUGAUGUCACCUCGCUGCCCUCCUGUGCACCCUGA
This is a messenger RNA of Arvicola amphibius (Eurasian water vole), 1028 nucleotides long. Its product is annotated as galactoside 2-alpha-L-fucosyltransferase Sec1-like. Gene Ontology annotation, cellular component: membrane. The record is from RefSeq and is a predicted model, not a curated record. Gene Ontology annotation, molecular function: galactoside 2-alpha-L-fucosyltransferase activity. Lineage: Eukaryota; Metazoa; Chordata; Mammalia; Rodentia; Cricetidae. Gene Ontology annotation, biological process: carbohydrate metabolic process.